AUGAUAAUUAAAGUUGGUCACCUCAAUGGUGAGGUUAGACUAUAUGAUUUAGCUGACUUUUGCACAGCUAAAGAGUUGAUGAUGAUGAUUCAAUCAGAAACCUAGUGUGAAAUCUCUUUGGUGAGUAAUGGGGAAAAUGUUGCAGCAUCUGCUUUAUUAGGCGGCGAAAGCAUCUAUUAUGUGAAUGUAGAUGCAGAAGGAGGUAAAAAGAAGAAGAAAAAGAAGAAGAAUUUUGCUAAACCCAAGAAGAAGAAGCAUAGACACCGAAAGGUUAAAUUGGCAACACUUAAGCUUUAUACUGUAGAUGGUAAAGGCUUAGUUUAGAGAUCACAUAAAUAAUGCCCAUAAUGUCCUCAAGGAGUUUAUAUGGCAAAACAUUUUGAUAGACACUAUUGUGGUACAUGUCAUUAAACAUUCAGAAUGGAUGAAGCAACAAUUAAAGCAAAUUUAGAAGCAAUAAAAAAAUAAUAGGCAGCCAAAGCAGCCGCGGCAGCAGCAGCAGCUCCAGCAGGAGGAGCAGCAGCUGGAGGAGCAGCAGGUGGUAAGAAAGGAAAGAAAAAGUGAUCAUCAGUAUAAUAAUAUUAAAUAUAUCAUCUAAUAA
Messenger RNA from Paramecium tetraurelia, 601 nucleotides. RefSeq lists its product as uncharacterized. Gene Ontology annotation, molecular function: structural constituent of ribosome. The transcript has 3 exons. Gene Ontology annotation, cellular component: ribosome. Gene Ontology annotation, biological process: translation. The record is from RefSeq and is a predicted model, not a curated record. Lineage: Eukaryota; Ciliophora; Oligohymenophorea; Peniculida; Parameciidae.